AUGCUGCGUCAAACAGUCCUCGGCCUUCUGCUUGCAUGUGCAGUGUCUUUCAGCAGAUGCUCUCCCUUUGGUGAUGGUGGCAUGCUCAUCUUGUGGGCGCAGACAGCCAGCCAAAUAAGUGAGUUCCCCGCUCAAGAUGGUGUCGUGACGCCAAACCCCUGGCAUUUCUACAGUCGCAUGAGUCUUUACCGGCUGGUGAUUGGUGCUACAGACAAGUAUAUGGGAACCAUGGGAACAGGUAACACUGACAGUCCUCUGUGGGGACUGCCCCUGCAGCUUGGAUGGAUGUUGAAUUCAGGUAAGAUGAAAUUUUUUCUCAAAAUCUAAGUACAAGUUGAUACCAGUCAUUUUGGAGCGUGAUGCUUUUGGAAUCAAAAUCAACCUUUAAAGCAAGUUUGUCGACAUGUUUGAUUUAGGAAAAUAUUCUUGCCUUUGAAAAUUAUUUUCCAACCUCUACUUCGAGUCUCUUAGGAAAACAUGCUCCUCUUUAGUUUGACUGAUUAAAUCAAACAUAUUCAGAGUACCAAAAAGUCCAGAAACAAGCCGACGGCAUUGUCAAUGUCUCAACUCUGCAGGGCGUCUCGGUGACCCUUCUGGUGCUUCUACCUGUGGCCUGGAUACAGGCGAUACUACGUGUAUUUCUACUGAGAGCUGGUGGGCCUGUAAGUACAGUACUCACAAUAGUAUUAUGAAAAGUAUAGUGUUGGUCUGCCUAAUAUUAAACCUGAACUGAGACAAUUCGCAGCUAUUUACGUUCCAUUUAAUGGACCUAAAACACACAUUAAAACCCAUCUCCUCAUCCAGGUGAGAACUACUUUGUCUCAGUGCUGCCUUUCCUCUCUGCUGCACAAAAUGGAAUCUUGGGAGAUGGACUUCAGGUACGUCAGCAAAGAGUCUGCAGCUAGUUUAGAUGCUGCCACACUUAAACUUACUACUGAAAGAUGACUGACAUAAGCCCCCCUAGACCUAGGUCUUCAGACAGUGUCAGGAGUUGGACAUUAUAUAAGUUCCUGUGGACUUUUGGCCAUACUCUUACAUCAGCAUAUUAACUUACUCACAGGACAGUGCAAGUAUGAUGUUUACUGUGUGAAAGUCUUUGGAUGUGAACUGUUUGCCUGACAACAGAAACGGAGGAUUAGGACUACAUUGAAAAAGAGCUUUGGAGAACAAAGUCGUAAUUUUGCGAGUUUUAAGAUGUACAAAAAAGCUGUAAAUCUGCAAGAAUAAAGGCAUACAUUAGCAUUGUUAAUAAUAAAUAAAAAAGAUGUCACUGUUACGAAAGCAAAGUCAUUAUGUAAUGGGAGUAAAGUCGUUAUGUUAUGAGACUAAAGUCUGUCAGGAGAAAGAAGUUAUUUUAGGCAACGAUUAGCAUAGAUGUUACAGCUGUUAUGAAGCCUGAACUUCUACAGCGAGAGGCUCCAUGAUGAUCUUCAGAAAAACCUUGAAGAGAAAACCUUUUACCAACUUUAUGUUCUCCCAACUUUAGUCGGGUAACAUUACAAAUUCAUUCUCAUAAUCUUAACUAGCGAACAAGUUUAUGAGAUUUAGGUCGUUAUUUUGCAAGGACAAGUUGUGAGAGAAAAAAGAUGCAAAUUAACAUGAUGGAAUUUUUCAGGAAUAAAGCCUCAAAAAGAAAACACAAAAGUUCGCCACAGUUUAAGGGAUUUAAGCGGUUAUUUUACAAGAAUUGAAGAUGUGAAAGAAAAAGAAAUUAUCAGAUUCUAACACUUAACUCCCUGCAUUUUGGUGAAUUUUACAUAGCAUUUAAUUUUAAAAGUCGCAACAUUUGAUCUGUUAUUUUUCACAUAGUCAAUUUAAAACUGAGAUAUUAAAUGUUACAUGGAAACAUUGAUUUAACAUCCAGAUCAAAAAUACUGCAUGCCGGCUAAAUAAUACUGUAAAAUGAGGCUUUACACAGAAAGUGCAUUACACACAAUCCGUUGAGAAGGCACUUUUUUACAUUUUAGCUAUUGUAAGGGCCAGCAUUAGGGCUCUGUUUUACAUUUUGUAUUCUGGAAAGGCAUCCAGAAGAAACCUUUUUAUGUUUGACUACGGGGCAUCAACAAAGCCUCAUUAUAUUUUUAUUUUAUAUUCUAUACGGACAUCCAGGGGGAUUUAUUUUUUAACUAUUUUUACAUUCUUUAUACGGUGGGAGGGCAUGUACAGGGGACUGAGCAGUUGAUUUCAGAGCCUUUUAGCCGGGAUGUCUUAAAUAUCUGGUGUUUGAAAAAAAAUGACUGUAAUUAUUGUUGAUUUUGACGUUAUUAGGUCCGGAUGCAGGUACCUGAAGGUGUUACAAACUACUGCACAACAUAUGCAGAGUGUGCAGCUGCCUUCCCUGAUGCCAUGGCUAAGUGGGACCAAUUUUUCCAGGUAGAUAAACUCCGUUUCACACUAAUGCAAUGGUUAUCACUUGAGACGUCGUAUAAUUUCUAUUCUCUUUGUUUGUGAUAAAGGGUCUUAAGGCUUCAGUAGAUUCUCCUCUUCCUGAUGCUGAGAAGAGAGACGCUAUCCUCGGUCUCUACUGGGAAGCCCACAUGGCUUCAACUUAUGCAUCUGCUGCUUGCGAUGCCAAGUAACUAUCAACCUGUCUAUAAAAAGUGUAAAUCUAGAUGGCUAACUUUUUUUAGAUUCUGUUUUUUGACUUUUUGAAGCCUUCUCCUGUGAACUGCAGUUGAUUUUACUAAUACCAACGCCAUAUUGAUUCUGCUUAUAUAUCCAAUCCAUUAUCAAGGGGGCUUUGACCAAUCAGAAUCAAGUAUUUAACACAGCUGUGUGAUUGGUAGGGAAGUCAGUAAACAAAGGAAGAUAAUGUUGAAGGCUCAAACUACUGAUUCCCAUAACAAGUGUUGAUUUUGGCGCACCCUUGUGGACAAAAUCAGUACAUUUUCUGUCUUUGCUGUCCUCAACACUUCGAAGUGGUGUUUACUGAUAAAAAAAUCAACCAGUGUGAAUCUCUGCAUUUCUUAUAAUGUUGAGCAAAGCCUUUGACCUCUGUGAUCUUCGUCUUUCUCUCCUCUCCCUCAAGGAAGACCCAUUACUCUGCCCAAGAGGUUUCAUUUUCCCAGAGCUGGGUGAACUCAGCCGAGUUUGUUUCUGCGGCACGUUUCCAAUCUAGUCUGGACAAUGCCUCCAAGUUCAUAACCCCUUUGCCAAGCCGAAUCUUAAAAGUACAAUUCCCUCAGAAGUGUAUUUUCAAGCAACAUUUAAAAAAAUCUGUUAUACUGUUAUACUUUAUACCCUGUGUCAUACUUGUACUUCAAGGAUGGUGAUGUUGCCCCUGACAUCGCUGACCUGUCUACAGAGGAGAACAACUCAUUACAGGUCUUUGCCAGGAUCGAUAGUAUCAACGCAUCGAUGGGUAAGACAGUCACACACAGAACAUGAGCAUUAUAAACUUUAAAUGUUAAUCCAAGUUUGAUCAUGAUUUUGCUGUUCACCAGGUGGGACGUUAGUGACAAUGUGGAAAAGAUCCAUGUGCUCUGUGCAAGCAAGACUGAAAGGAGCUGAAUUGCUGGAGCAGAUGUUGCUGAGUCCGGCCUCUAGUCCCGUCACUAUUGUGUCUAUGGGUGCUGCAAUUGCUAUGACCUGCUGAGCGAUGCAAACACACUAACAUGGACAAGCAGUCUUAUAGAUGUAUUUCAUUUUUCAACUGAGACAGAAAAGGAGUAAAUUGAUCAAAACAAGAUUUUAAUUAUUUGUUGCAAAAAACCUGAUACAUCAUGUUAUCUUUAAGACAAUUGGGAAGUUAAAGUUUUUGUUUUAAAUAUGUGUGUUUGAAUUGAGAGAUUUAGCUGUCAUAAUAAAACACUAUCAAACACCACACAAAUUCUGGUUUAUUAAUGAUGACCCAAUUCAGGAACAGCUCCAAUGCAAUCUUACAGCGCCUCCCAGUGGUAAUGAGCUCUAAAACAAGAUGAGAGCGAGACAGACCAUGAAAUAUGUUCAGUGUUCACUGUGGGAAAGUGUUAUUAACAGAUCUCGAUCUCUACAAGAGUUUGAGCUGAAAACCAAAAAUGACAAUCAAGAAUGCCAGACCUUGAAAUAAAUAAAGGAGGAAGUAAGUGGUGCAGUCUUUUCAAAUAACACAAAAUGUCUUAAUAGUCACUAAGGAAAACCACAAUAACACAUUUUGGAUGUUACAAAAUGAAACCGAAUGAAGAAAAAUAUGAAAUACACCAUAAACGUUCUGUUAUAUUCUGGCUGCACUGUUUCUGUAGCAGCACUGAGCUGACUCUACAGUAACUAAAUACAACUGGGUCUUCGACAAGGUGAAUAUUGACAGAGUGGUCAGGGCAAUGAUCCUGUUGUGUAAAGUAAAAGGUCAAUGGGUUUACUUCCACUUCAAAAACUGGAGGCUGUGACACUAAAGAAGUAGGCUCUAUUUGAAGUUCAUAUGUAACUCUGAUAUCAUGGCUUAUAAACAAAGAACUUCAACAUUUUGGAAUAAGAAAAAGUUGUACUCACUUGGCCAAUUAGUAGCCUCUAAUUCUGAAUCAGGGAGCAUAAAUCAGCCAGGUUUAACCAAAACUGCUGAAGCGUGGGGUUCCUCAGGGUUCAGUAUCAGGGUCUUUGGGAUUUUAUUUUGCACAGUACUUCAUAUUAAUUUUAUCUUUUAAUUACUGUUGAUCAAUAAAGCUCCUGUGAGGAACUUUUUGUUAAGUGUCAGUUUUGGUGCCCCUUGUGGACAGAGCGACAUAACCUUAUUUUGUCCUCUAAAAGUUUAAACAGUGUAUUCUGACAAUGAAAUAAUCACCUUUUGUUAAUGUUUAAUGUCAAAAAUGUGAAAAAAUAAAUAAAUAAAUUAAUUAAUAAAUAUAAAGAAAAAAUAUUAUAAUUAAAAAUUAUUAUUAUUAUAAUUAAAAAUCAUUAUUCAUUUAAUUAAAAAUAUAAUAAUAAUAAUUAUAAUAAUAAUAAUAAUUAUUAUUAUUAUUAUUAUUAUUACUAUUUUUGCCUCUUGUACCAGUGUCAGACAUUUGAAAUCGGACUAUAAAACUUAGCAACCCGUCAUUUAUUUUUUUAUUUUGCUUCUAUGUCAUAAUAGGCAGAAGCAUGAAUUUUAACCUAUUUCAUACAGGUAAAAAAAAAAUUACUAAUGUUUUUUUUUUUUUUUUUUAAAUUAGAAAACCUUUGAAAGGGUAAACUUAUCAAACACUUAAAACCAAACAAAUAUCUAAAUAAAAACUGAUACAUAGUCAGAGGACUAUGCAUCUUCCUCUUAACCCCCCAAAUAACUCCCCAAAAUAUAAAAACUACAACAAGACAUUAAUUCUUGUAUUGGAUGUAUUUGUCCAUAUCAAAGAGUAGUUUUGAUUCAGAUUCAAUCUGAUGAAUUGGGACAUCUACUGCCACAUGGAAGCCCUUUACACAAGAACAACAAGCUUUAAAGCCAAAGGUGAUUCAACAGACUGUGGUUUAAAGUCCUUAACCUGUUCAAUUUCUUUAUUAAGGUUACACAAAGAAAUAGACGAACAGAGUCUGUGCAAUUAUAUUCAGAGAGAUUUGUGUCUUUUCCUUGUUUUAUAUGGGUUGAUCAUUCCUUUAGCUGAGCACGUGAUAUUGAGAGUCACAUGGAAAAGCUCUUCAAAUACACUGUUAUGAGUCAAAUGUACACACACCAUCCCCGGAUUUUUGAUCUCUGUGACCCUCUUUCAGAGAUAGUGGGCAAACAGGACAUGGUUACUGAACAACUGCUUUCCUGUCCAUUGACCAGCAUCAUACAGAUACCAUCCAUCUGCAGGGUUUUAAAGAAGUGGGUUAUGUUCAGGGUCAUGGGAUAUAAAUGAAGACUGAUCCUUUUUAUGUAACUUACAGGUUUUAUCAUAAACCUUACAAGUUUCUUCAACCCAAAGCACGUAACAGAAGAAAAAGGUUGAAAUUUAAGGGUUUUCUUGUCUUCCAAGUCUGCUUCCAUCAAAUUGGGUGAGCAACAACAUCGAACAGGAACAGGAACACAAGGGAGCAACACACCAAACAUGGAACAGAAAAUACAAAUGAAGGAAAAACAUAAAAACCAAAAGAAUAAAUCAUGACAAUAAUUUACACUGGGCUCUCAGUAGUCAUUAAACAAUAGUCUUAGUCUUACUGUCCUAGACCCCUGAGUUUACCAUUUACUCCCAGACAGGUCAGAUUGACCACUGUCACCCAAAAGGGGGCAGGGCAACAGUUAAAAGGUUAAGUUUCCUGGUACUGCUUUUAUUAGGGUCACGGGGCAAACGCACCAAGGCUACUGUGGAUUUUUUUCUUUAUAUACAUUUUUUUCUUUGUAUAUAUUAUAUAAAUAAAUAGUUAAAAAAGAAAUGUUUGUCGCGGGUGUGCUCAUCUUCCUCAUAAUGUACACAGACUGGCAGUAGCGCCCGUGGCCCUAUCAAAUUUCUUUGAAGGAAAUUUCUAUUUUCUGUUAUUUUUUACAUUUUUGUCUGUGCUUUUAGCACAUCUUAUUGCUGCUAUGAUUAUAUUCUUGGAUUUGUGAUACUUAGUGAAGCACUUUGACAUUUCGUACUUGCACUGGGCCAAUAUGGGAAGUGUUGCCUACAAGGGGUGGGAGAAAAAAUUGAUACAGCGUAGUAUCACGAUAUUUUGUCUGGUGAUAUAUUGUAGUGUCUCAUUUUCAAAUUAAUUGUUAAUAUUAACUCAAGUCUUAAAUAAAAUCAACUGUCCAAUGACACAAGUUAACUUUGCUGCCAGGAAGACUUUGGAGAGGUUUUUGCUACUGUAAGGAAUUAUUACAGAAACAAAUUAACAAAUGAGUUGGUUUGAUUAAAAAAAAAAAAAAAAAAAAAAAUAUAUAUAUAUAUAUAUAUAUAUAUAUAUAUAUAUUUGAAGAAAAAAAUAUUAUUAUAUAUUUAAAAAUAUAAUUAUUAAAAAUAUCAUCAUUAAUAUUCUUAAAAAUUAUAACAAUAUUAUUAUUAAUAAUAAUACUAUGACUACUAAUAUUAAUUAUUAAAAUUAUUAUUAUUGUUAAAAUCAUUAAAACUAUUAUUUUAAAAAAUAAAUAAAUAAAUAAUAAUAAUAAUAAUAAUAAUAAUAAUAAUUAUUAUUAUUAUUAUUAUUAUUAUUGUUUGUCCAAUGAGGUUGGCAGAGGUGACAUCAUAGAGUAGAAGAAAGUUCGUGCAACAAAUAUAUAUAUGUGUGUAUAAGGUUUGCAAGAUGUACUACAUGAAAAUAAAAUACAGCGUAAAUAAGACAAACAUAAAGGAAAGAAAAAUGCUUGAUUAGCUAAAAAGUUUAAAAAAUGUAUAAAUUGCAAUAUAUUGUAUCGUAAUAUUGAUUGUAUUGCAAAAUGUAAAAAAUCACAAUAAUAUUGUAUCGUGGCUCAAGUAUUGUGAUAUAUCUUGUCAUGGGGCCACUAGUGAUUUCCACCCCUACUGCCAAUGUUUCAGUUGUAAGGGGGUGUCCAAGAUGAUGAUCUGCAGAGUUUUUCUCUUCAGUAGAACAUGGUACUUUAUGAUGGAGAGUAUGUAUGCACUCCAAAAGGCCAACAUUCAAACACUUGAAGGAAAAGCAUAAUCAAAAAUUUUGCUGAAGCAAUCCAGUGGAAAUAAAGUUGAUUGUAAGCGGUCAGUGUCAUCUUGCAUGGGGAUUUUUUGGACCCCCAAAUUGUCUGCCACAUGUCAGAGGUUUCGAGGUCUAUGUAAAUACUCUAUACAUUAUCUUAUCUGUCAUGAGGGUUCACUGAGCAAGGUUUCAAAAGACAACAUCAACAUGUGUCACUUUGAACGUGUGUUUCUCGUGUUUUUCAGAACAUGUGUAGGUGUUCCGACCAUAUAUAAGCCUUGCAUGUGACCAAUCUCAUACCAGAAGAGACACUCUUUCCUCAGCCUCCCUCUGUGGUCUCAGCUCCUCAGCCAUGCUGCGCCUAAAGCUCCUCUGCCUCCUCUUGGCAUGUGCAGUGUCUCUCACUGGCGCCACUGUACUUCUGGAAAAUGGUAUACCCCUCCUGUGGGGGCAAACUGCAGGGUCAGUAUCUGAUCUGCCCACAGAUGGUCAAGCUUUGAUCCCCAGUCCCUUCAACUACCUUCAUAGGUUGAGUUUUAGCCGGCUGCUGAUUGAUACAACAACCCCCUUCAUGUCAUCAAUGGGACCUUCUGUCACUGACAGUCCACUGUGGGCAAUGGCACUGCAGCUUGUUUGGAUGCACUCUUCAGGUAAGAUGAAAACAAUUCUCAUGAGCGAUGAUUUUGAGAUUCAAAGAUUCUGCUUUCCUGUGAGCCUCAUAGAAAUAUCUAGAACAUUCUCAUCCCCUGAUGUCUAAAAUACAGUAAACAUACCAUGAAAUACAAAAGGUCCAAACUGAUAACAUCAUGUGCAAUUUCUUGAUUCUGCAGGGCGUCUCGCUGACCCAACGGGUGUGACACUAUGUGGCAAGCAAACUGGAGAUACUAACUGUGUCGCUCCUGAUAGCUGGUGGGCCUGUAAGUAGGACUAGCACACUAUAAUAUUACUAAAAUGUUGCAUUACUUAACUGUAAUAUUUAACAUUAAAUGCCAUUUUCAUACUUUAUUUCAUUCAGUUAAUAUUCAAAACAUUCAAUACAAACAAGGAAAAAUCUCAAACAUGUGAAUGAAGAAAACUCUUAUGGAGUCUGCCCCUCUUGUAUAUUAAUCAACUAAACAUAAUAAUAAAAAUAAACAAUGGCUGCAGGCCAACGUGCCUUUUUACAGUUCACUAUUUCUUAUUUUUAAAAACAAAACAAACAUACCAAGACUUAGAUUAACAUAUUUCCUCGUAUUUACUCAACAUACUGGCUUUGACACUUUUUUUUAAGAUAAAAUUUGAUUUAGCUUCUUUAGUUUCUUCGUUCAGAUUGUUCCACAAACUUAUUCCUCUCGCUGUAAUGCAGCGCUCUUUCAGUUUAGUUCUGAAUCUUGGCUUUUUAAAUAUUCCAAUAUAUUUAAAUAUUAACUAUUAACUGUAAUAUUCCCGAUUUUGUAUUCUAAUUUUGAAUUUUACUGUAAAAUCAAUAGAGACACAAUAAAUUACAGUAAAAUAUAUACAGUAAUUAACUGUGAAAUAACUCUGAAAGUAUUGCAACUAGGAGCUGGUAAUUUACUGUACGAAAAGAUGAACACGCUUACACUUUUAAAGAGAUAUCAACACACACUGACCGCAGUGAAAUCCUUCCUUCUUCUCCACUUUAGGUGUGAACUACUUUUUCUCAGCGCUGCCCUUCCUGUCUGCUGCACAGCAAGGCUUCAUGGGAGAGGGAGCUCAGGUACAUAUGGCGCCCCUGAAAUGAAAGUGAAACUUAUUUCUGUAGUCAUGUGACCAGUUUGCUUAGGCUGUACUUAGGCACAUUAGGACUCUAGUACACACUGUUGGAUUUUAGGCGUAAUGCAAAAUGUCAGUACACUGGGUUUGCAGUGGAUAUGUGCAGAUAAUGUAUCUACUGCUAAUCUUAUGGCAAAUACAGACCUUACUGAGAGCUCAGAUAAUGAUUGGCGAUUCAUUUCAAAACAUCAGGUGAAGUAUACAGUGCCUGACGGAGUAACAGACUACUGCACCACAUAUGCUGACUGUUCAGCCCAAUACCCUGACGCCAUGGCCAAAUGGGACGCUUUUUUUCAGGUAAAUUCCUCUCAUACAAACACACAUAAAAAAUAACUUUACGGAGGUUAAGUUUAAAAUUAAAAUUGUUCAACUUGUAACAAUCUCCCCCAUGCAACUUCAGGGUCUCAUCGCAACAACUGCUUCUGUACUUCCUGAGGAGGAGAAAAAAGACGUUAUUCUUGGUCUCUUCUGGUCGGCCCAAAUGGCUUCAAUCCAGUCAUCUACUAUAUGCAACGGCAGGUAAUGUAUCGAUGAACUUGUCACGUUUAUGGGUAAAACAAAAAGGGAAGGACCCAAAAUGCAGAACAUUUGAUUUAUUUGAAAGGAACUAAAAGAAAGAAAAACAAAAAAACUUACUUUAAAAAUGUCCAACUCAAAAAUCCAAAAUCUUGACCGAUUUGAGUAGGUCAUUCGGGUACUUUUGCACACUCAAUUUUCGCAUACUAUCCAUACUUUUUUCCAUUUUGAGUUGAGUAUACUCAAAAUUUUAAGUAUUUAGUAUAGAAGUAUGCAAUUUGGGACACACCUUAAGACUAUAUAUACACACAGGGAAACGAGCAACGAGAGGCAGGUGAGACACAGAGACACAGGUGCAGACAACUACAGAGGAGGGAAAACUGAGGAAGUAAAACGAGACUAGAAACACGGGGAAUAAAUACUACAAAAUAAAACAGGAAACACUGAAAACUGAUAAUAGAGAAUGAAACACUAAGAACACGAGGGAAACAUGGUCAGACACAAACUAAAAACUCACAAGACAAGACUACAGGGGAACAGAAAUAGUAGGGAACAGAAACCUUGUCCCAGUUUAGAAGCACUGGACAAACAACGGAUUACUAACAGAAGCACAUAUGCCUCCAUCAUUGGCCUGUUACCAAUCUUAAAGCUCAGCAAGACUAAACAUUUUUGUUCCAAUUCUCUGUUGAUCAUAAAUUAUCACUUUCUUUUGCUUUUUAAAAAAUGUUUUGGUCUUGUGAUUGUCUUCCUUCCCAUUAGGAAGAGCCACUACUCCAGUAAAGAGGUGGCAUUUGCCGAAAGCUGGCUGUUUAUAUUUGAUUACCUCUCAGCGGUAUAUUUCCAGUCCAACUUGGAAGACUCUAAUAAGUUCAUAAGCCCUCUGCCAAGUCGAGUUUUAGAGGUACCAAAUCUAUUUGUUAUUAUCUAAUAGAUGAGUUUAAAUCUCUUUAUCUAUAUUUCAUUGAUGACUCAUCGAGGUUUUGCUCUGUCUGUGAUUCUCAAAAGGAGUCGGACAAUCCACCCAAAGUUCCUGAUCUGAGUGAUGAGGAGAACCACACGCUGUACGUCUUCUCCUGGAUGAAUAGCAUCAACAGUAUAAUGGGUGAGAAAGACACAAACACAAACGUGUGUGUUUUGUUACAUAGAUUUUUUUUUCUUAUCACGAUCAUUUUGUCGUUUAGGUGGGACUUUGGUGCAGGCCUGGAAACAGUCCAUGUGUUCAGCAGAUCUCAGAGCCAAAGGCAGAGACAUGAUGGUGCAGCUCAUGCUGAACCCGGCAUUCCCCACUAGCUCUUUUGUGGCUGUCGUCUCUGGGAUGGCUUUAUCGUGCUGA
Molecule: messenger RNA, 11119 nt
Organism: Xyrichtys novacula (pearly razorfish)
Lineage: Eukaryota; Metazoa; Chordata; Actinopteri; Labriformes; Labridae
Source: the annotation of a GenBank genome assembly